GGUAAACCUUCAAGCAAAAGAGAGGAUCGAUGAAGAGAAAUCGGUCAAGUCAGAUAAGCCCGUAUGAUGGAACAGUGUCGAGUUUGUAGCUGGAAGUCUCACCGUAAAAAAAUGAUCUUAAUAUUUAUUUUUUAGAAUGGUUUACUAUCGCCGUAGGUGAAUAUAAGCUCUUUUACUGAUUCGCAUAAUUUCCUUAAUGCGCAACCGUCAAGGGUGCGUUUCCGUUGCUUUUUGCCAACCGAAAGUUCAGUUGCAUCUUCUAGCUGUAUGCUAGUUUGUAAGCGACACAAUGCAUACCUUCUACUUACUUUCUGUUCCAAUAUCUUCUGUCCAAUGGAAAAACGCACAUUUUUAGCAUAUCUUGUGCGGUAGACUGCAAAGUGACGUAGAACAGAACCGAAUGUGCCGCAUAACAGCAUCCCAACGAGACGAACUGGCGCCAAUUGCUAGACACUAUUGUACCUACCAACAGCAUCAUCAGCAGCGACUUUUUCUUUGACCGUGGACCACCACGUGCGAUCUUUUGUGAAUAUGAAGAUGGUCCUCUCAGUCAUCUAGUCAAAAUGACCGUCAAAGUGGAAAUUGUUCUCACCAGUGGAACCGACGGAUGCUUCCAACCGGGACAGGAAGUGGUCGGCGAAGUGAUUGUAGUUCUAACCAAAACCAUAAAAGUUUCGCGACUGAAGCUUACUCUUAGUGGAAUUGGGCGAACGGAGUGGAGUGAACCGAUCAGUGGCCGCGGACGGUUUCUUAAUCUGGAGCAGUUUCUGUUUCAAGUGAAUGAUGAAUCCUCGAGUGUUAACUUUACCGGAAAGGAGCGUUACUUGCAUUCGGAGUUGAUCCUCUGCCAAGUCAAUGACUUUAUGCCAGCGGGAGGUUACACCUAUGGAUUUGCUUGUCCACUACCAGAUUCAAUCCCAUCGUCGUACAAUAGCACCAACGGUCACAUCCGUUACUCCCUAACGGCAACCUUAGAACGACCUUGGAAAGCCUCAAAAGUUCAUUCCAUCAGCCUGGGAAUCAUUCGUCAGCUGGAUCUGAACACUGAAAUACUCCUCCCCAUCAAGGCUGAACAUACGAAAUCCCUCGGUUGCUGGCCUUGUCUCCCCUCAGGAUCAUUAGUGCUCUCGGUUCAAAUCCCAACCAAUGGGUUCGUUCCGGGUCAAAUCAUUCCCGCGUUGAUCCAGGUGAGCAGCAGACGACACGUGACCAUUCGCAAAGUGACCACCGUUCUGAUCCAGCAGACCACUUUCAGCGCCCGGUGGCCAAAAGCUCGCCAGCGGAUCGAGAGCGUCGUCGUGAGCAAAAACGUAUCGCCCGGAAUCAGACUUCCGGACGGGGGUGUCCUGGCCGAGGACAACCUGCAAGUGCCUUGGGUGCAACCCACCAGCCGUUGCUCGAAAGUGAUCAAAAUUAGCUACGAACUGAAGGUGGCGCUGGAACUCGAUUCGUGGCUGAUGCUGGAUCGGCACGCCGUGAUUUCGGUUCCGAUUGUGAUUGGAACCAUUGCCGAGCGGGAUGCGGAUCUGUCUGAUGGGGAAUCGGUGCACGUGUGGAUGCGCGAUGAUUGAGGUGUGGUUUGCUUAACAUGACAAUAAAUCUUUACUUGCUCAAAUCUGAUGUUUCUAUGGAUAAAGUUAAGUAUAAAGUAAAUUUGAAGCUUAAAAUAAUGCAUUUCCUAUGAGAAGACAGCAGGCAUGUUGAAAAAUCGUAUUCUAAGGGUCCCCGAAAUCAUGAUGAAAAUCUCAUAGCAGUAUAAGUUAAGUUUGUAACUAACUGAAAUGUAUAAAGGCAUAGAAAAUUAGGUUUGGAGGGAACCUAUAUUUGUAAUGUGUAAGGGCACCUACAGCAUCAAAGAUUUCUAAAGUUCAUUUUUCUUUAUUCGUAUUGCAAUGAAUCUUGAUGUGAAUUUUUGAGACUCCAGAUAUUAUUACGCGACUUUUCCAUAAGUGCAUAUGUUCCUCGUGGAAAAUAUUCAGGAAUUUUUCUAGUGAUUCAUUCAUAAAAAAACGUAGAAAGAAUCCAGGAAUCCUUCCAAAAAGUGUUACAAACAUUCUUCAAGCAACUAUUUCGGGAAUUCGUCUUGAAAUUCUUGAUAUGCUGAGAAAAGUUUUUUCAAAAUUUGCUCCAGAAAAUACUUGGGCAGUUCAAUAAUGAAAAUUCAACGAAAAUUCUUACAGAUAUUCUUACAGCAUUUCCAAAAAAGAUUCUAUCAAACAU
Messenger RNA from Aedes aegypti (yellow fever mosquito), 2220 nucleotides. Its product is annotated as arrestin domain-containing protein 2. The coding region runs from base 564 to 1571 and encodes 335 amino acids. The record is from RefSeq and is a predicted model, not a curated record. The transcript has 3 exons. Gene Ontology annotation, biological process: protein transport. Gene Ontology annotation, cellular component: cytoplasm. NCBI's taxonomy places the organism in Eukaryota, Metazoa, Arthropoda, Insecta, Diptera, Culicidae.